Molecule: messenger RNA, 1067 nt
Organism: Serpula lacrymans var. lacrymans S7.9
Lineage: Eukaryota; Fungi; Basidiomycota; Agaricomycetes; Boletales; Serpulaceae
Exons: 2
Coding region: 26-619 (197 amino acids)
Source: RefSeq, a predicted model, not a curated record
CCGGGAGGAAAUUUUAUCGGACCUGAUGUCAAACAGUCUCGAUGCAUCUGGUAAAGUGGUGAAAGCAGGCCUAGGGGGAAAGGACGACCUUCUGGGUCCUGUUCAAGCCUUUGUCGACAAACUUAAGUUUACUGGCUCUUUCGAGGUGGAGAUAUUCCUGGUCAACAAACGUGACACUAAACUGGAGCAUAUGGUAUCUGCAUGUGUGCUUCCGCAGAGGGAGGAAAAUAUUGAAAAAAUCAACAAGUUGCAGGACGACUUCAAUCAACUCAGUGGUUGCAUCGCCUGUAUCAUGAACGCUCUCGACGACGAGUCUAUACCGCGAUAUUAUGGGAUGAGGGUUCACACGGAACUUGCACCGAAGUUGCUUAGCAUCUGUGAGGAUGCUUUGAACGAGUUGACGUUCGGCUUGCCGCCUAUACCAGCUGCACUACCACCUCCCAUCGUUUCUUCUUCGUCCCUUCCUCCCGCACAAGCGAAGAACGGAUGUUGUAACGACUGGACCUAUGCCUGGGAGUCUCUUCUGUCUCACGUUGCCAGUGGUAUCGCUGAAACUGGCUUCGUGAGGUAUUCUUCAUGGCUUACCGAUAAUGAUCCCAAGCCGCGUGUAAAUACGUAGAGGCCGUUCUACACAUAGCGACAGGAGCGAGCCCAUCAGUAGUAGAACUCGACAAAGUACCCGCAGUCGAAGUAGGGGAGACACCGAGAGGCAGCAGGGGUAUGACAAGAUCUGGUGGAAGCAGGGGCAGGUUAGGCGUGGGCAAUCGCUCGUGGAGGGGUCAGACUGGGAGGAGGCGAAGUACUACCCCGGCUAAAGGAAGAGGCACUGGAGUUGGGAGACGUGCGCAGAGCAAUGGACUUAGAUGAAACGAGUCAUUCUCUGUAAUGUCUGCCUUCGUCUUCCCUCGUUGGCUUUAUUCUCGUCUCAUUGCUAUUCUUGAAUACUGAAUUUUUUAGGUUUCUUUCGUGCAUUCAUCUGAUAAUUUGUAUUCCUAGUGCAUUGUAUAAAUGUUCAAAUUGCCUGUAGUCCCACUAACGUUGAAAUUGUAUGAAUUGUCAUUCAUCUG